AUGCCAUCCCAAGCUAUUCCAGAUCGCUCGCCUAAACAGGCAUAUUGCUCACCACUUACGACAACCCCAGAAAUCCCGCUCAAACAGGAGACUCAAAAUGAUAUUUCUAAAGGCAGUAACAUUCAACCUCGUCAACAUGCACUCGUGCAACGGCCAGUCGAUCGCUGGACACUUUUACCGAAUCUUCAAGACCCAAAAUCGUAUCGAAGACGUGAUAAGGCAGGGAUCGUAUUUGUGGUUGCAAUAGCAUCAUUUGCUGGCCCCUUUGCCUCCAACUCGCUCCAGCCGGCCUUUCCUGAACUUCAGAAGGACUGGAACAUUCCAGAUGCCGUUGUAGCACUUACAACGGCAUUAUUUCUAUGCGCUACUGGUAUUGCACCACUUUGGUACGCAUUUCUCUCGGAAAGAUAUGGGCGUCGGCCAAUCUACUUGUCAGGCUUUUUAAUAUUCUCAUUGGCUUCGGUUGUAUGCGCCCUCUCGACAAAUAUCAUCAUGCUUUUGACCUUCAGGUUCGUUCAAGCCACUGGAGCAAGUUGCGCGCAGAGGCAUGUAUGGGUUCAUACUGACGAUCAUUUGGCAAUUAACCGUCUUUUACCAGUGUGGGUUUGGGUAUUAUCGCAGAUAUUUAUGUCCCCGCUGAACGUGGGAGGGCCACAGGAUGGUGCUCUUAUCACAUGGACGCAUUCGUGGAGGUCAACCAUGUGGUUUAACGUUAUAUUCGGGAGCAUGAUCGAGUUACUGAUCCUCUUGUUUCUACCUGAAACAUCGAUCAUGCUCAAGACGAAGCAAGCAGCUGCACUAUCCAAUCCUGCUCCGGAGCAGCCCCAGUUAUCUCAGAAGACUUUUUCGCAAACUUGCAAAUCUCUAUUCCAACUAUUUAUUCUUCGUCCCUUUCAUACUGUUUUAUAUAUUCGAUUCCUUCCUGUUGGCCUAACUGUAUAUUAUGGAUCAACGUGCUUCGCUUGUUUGUACAGUAUUAGUACGGCUGUUCCAUUCUCGUUUGAAGGCAUGUCCACUCUGAUAUCGGCCGAAAUUCAAACUAACCUGAGGUUGUUUGGUUACUCUGAUCAGUUCAACAGCAUGGAGAUUGCUCUAGCAUAUAUCCCCUCUUGCCUGGGUUAUAUUAUUGGCUCGAUUAGUGGGGGUUAUCUUUCAGACCAUGUAUAUAGACGAGCGCGGGCGCGUGAUGGCGACAACUUUGUACCAGAGUCCCGGCUCGAUAGUGCUUGGUUUGGGGUUCCUUUUAUGCCUAUCGGAUUAUUGAUAUUUGGGUGGACCCUGCAUACACACCAAAAAUGGAUGGUUCCCCUUGUCGGCGGCUUCAUUUUCGGACUUGGUUUUAUGCUUGGGACCGGAACGUGCAUGGCCUACUUCGCUGAUGUGAUUCCCGGGCAAAGUGCUUCGGUAGUCGCCUGUUUUAACUUAUGCCGCAACGUAGCCGCUGCGUUAUCGGCUGCCCUAGCUGCCCCCGCAAUCAACAAAAUUGGCCAAGGGUGGUACUUCACAAUCAUGGCCACUCUCGUGAGUCUGAUGUCACUUAACCUGCUUGCUGUGAGAAGGUGGGGUAACCACUGGCGUCAACAACGAGAAGAUGCCGCAGUUGCUCGUUAA
Rhizoctonia solani is the source of this 1611-nucleotide messenger RNA. Its product is annotated as major facilitator superfamily transporter. The record is from RefSeq and is a predicted model, not a curated record. The coding region runs from base 1 to 1611 and encodes 536 amino acids. Lineage: Eukaryota; Fungi; Basidiomycota; Agaricomycetes; Cantharellales; Ceratobasidiaceae. The transcript has 15 exons. Gene Ontology annotation, biological process: intracellular polyamine homeostasis; transmembrane transport. Gene Ontology annotation, molecular function: polyamine transmembrane transporter activity.